AAAUGAGUAAUCACCCAGCCUCGACCAGACCUCCCCAAUAAGCUUAACCAGCUGCUCCAUAACACCCAAUAGCCUACUCUCCUCCUAGAACCUAUGCACCACCAGUAGGAUUUGCAAGUCCUUCCUAUUUACCAAUUUAACAAUCUUAUGUUGGUUCACCAGUUCAAUACAUCCCAUAACCAGUAGCUGUUCAACCAGUUGCUGUUUAACCAGUUGCUGUUUAACCAGUUGCUGUUUAACCAACCUAAUAGGUCAUCAAGGGAGAAAGCAGAAUAGAGUAGAAAAUUUAGUAUAAUAUUUUUAGAUAUAUCCCUUAUGAAAAAUCAGUUAUUGAAUAUGAAGAAGUCAGAUAAAGAAUCUAGGUCCCAAGGGAAAAAUACGUAACAGAAUAUUAAGCCAUUGAAUAUCAAACAGAAUACAUUCCUCAGGUAUUCUAUGAUAAAGUUACAGGUAAUUAAUUAAUUAGUAUAUUUAGAAUACGUCCCCGUGGAUAGAUUUUAAGAUAGAGUAGAAUAUUACCCAGUUGAAAGACAAGUGGUUCAUCAACCAGUUCAAUAAGUGGUAGCAUAACCAGUUGUUUAAUCUGUUGUUCAAUAAGUUCCUUAAUAUGUUGCUCCAGUCUAAUCUGUUGUUCAACCUGUGUUCUAACAACCUCAAAUUUAAUAUGCGCCUUAUGUCUAACCUAAUUUUGCUCCUUCUAGAAUUGCUCCUAUCUCUUAUGCUCCUCCAUUGUCAUAUGGCCAUCCAGUAUCGCAUCCAAGAAGAAAUGUAAGUUUAUUUGUUAAUCAUUAGUCUCCUCCAGCAAAACCAUUACAUGCCUAAAAGCCAUAACCCUAAAAGGAAAAAAAGUCCUUUUUAGACAAUAUCUUUAGUUGAUAUUUAUUUAUGUACAGAAC
This is a messenger RNA of Paramecium octaurelia, 896 nucleotides long. The record is from the annotation of a GenBank genome assembly. Lineage: Eukaryota; Ciliophora; Oligohymenophorea; Peniculida; Parameciidae.